GAUUUUGAUGUUGAUUUAUCAUUACUAUUUAUAAAUAAAUUUCAAUUACGAUUUUUAAAUUAUAAUUAGUUACAUAUAUCACACUUGCGCAUGCGUUGAAAAUAAUGUCUUAUAAACUCCGCGCCAAAACUAAAAUCUUUGUUUGGAUUUAUACAUGUUACUAGAUGUAUGAUUUGGAGUAAAUUAUUGGCGAAUUUUUUAAAUAGAUACAUAAUUUCUUAUUAAUUAUAAAAAUAUUAUAACUCUAUUAUUUGUACAUGGAGGGUUUGAAAUGUCCCAACACGGUGCUGCUUUACAAGCAUAUAAUCAAGAACUUGUAAAGUGUUUAGAAGAAAUGAAAUUGAGACGUACAGAAUUACAAGCAGAAAUUGAAUCUCAAGAAGAAGAAAAAAAUUAUUUACAAAGAGAAAUAGAAAAAUUAUCUUAUAAAUUAACACGUUUAAAUGAUAGUUUAACUAAAAGAAUAGCUGUCAGAAAUGAAUAUGAUAGAACUAUUGCAGAUACAGAAACAGCAUAUAUAAAGAUUUUGGAAAGUUCACAACUUCUAUUAAAUAUGAUCAAGAGAGAAGCUACAAAUUUAGAUCAAACAUUACUUAAAACUAAUAUGGAUAAACAACAAAGUCAGUAAUAAAUGCAAAAUAAAAAUUAAAAUGGGAAAUAUUGAAUUUAUAAAUUAAAAAAAAAAUUUUUAAUCAUAUAUUUAAGGUCACAUGUAUCUUAUUAAGUUUGUAGCUGUAAACAGAGAAAAAGUUAUUAUAACAAUUUUAUAAUAAUAAAUAUAAAAUUGUAAAUAUUUUAAACAUUUACAAUAUAGUUUCUAAAA
Molecule: messenger RNA, 823 nt
Organism: Apis laboriosa (Himalayan honeybee)
Lineage: Eukaryota; Metazoa; Arthropoda; Insecta; Hymenoptera; Apidae
Product: Sjoegren syndrome nuclear autoantigen 1 homolog
Exons: 3
Coding region: 272-628 (118 amino acids)
Cellular component (GO): ciliary basal body; centrosome
Source: RefSeq, a predicted model, not a curated record